Messenger RNA from Odocoileus virginianus texanus, 972 nucleotides. Its product is annotated as olfactory receptor 2T3-like. Gene Ontology annotation, cellular component: plasma membrane. NCBI's taxonomy places the organism in Eukaryota, Metazoa, Chordata, Mammalia, Artiodactyla, Cervidae. Gene Ontology annotation, biological process: detection of chemical stimulus involved in sensory perception of smell; G protein-coupled receptor signaling pathway. Gene Ontology annotation, molecular function: G protein-coupled receptor activity; olfactory receptor activity. The record is from RefSeq and is a predicted model, not a curated record.
AUGUAUUCAGAGAAUCGAACUUCACAGAAUCAAACAUUGAAUACUGAUUUCAUGCUUGUGGGGCUCUUUGGUGAAACCAAACACGCCCUCCUCCUCUACACUGUGACCUUCAUCUUCUUCCUGAUGGCCCUGGCUGGGAACGCCCUCCUCAUCACCCUCGUCCACCUGGAGCCCCGCCUGCACACCCCCAUGUACUUCUUCAUCAGCCAGCUCUCCCUCAUGGACCUCAUGUACAUAUCUGUGACUGUGCCCAAGAUGCUCGUGGGCCAAGUGACAGGAGAUCAUACAAUUUCUCCCUGAGGUUGUGGGAUCCAGAUGUUCUUCUAUCUGAUGCUCGCUGGAGCAGAGACUUUUCUCCUGUCUGCCAUGGCCUAUGACAGAUAUGCUGCCAUUUGCAGACCUCUCCAUUAUCCUCUGCUGAUGAACCAGAGAGUCUGUGUAUGCCUAGUGUCUGGAUGCUGGUUCCUAGGAAUGGUGGAUGGUUUGUUGCUCACACCCAUAGCCAUGAGCUUCCCCUUUUGUCAUUCCAGAAAAAUCUUGAGUUUCUUCUGUGAGGCUCCUCUGCUGAAAUUGUCCUGUUCUGACAUCUCUCUCUACAAGAUGGUAAUGUACCUGUGCUGUGUUCUCAUGCUCCUCAUCCCCACUGUGGUCAUCUCAAGCUCAUAUGCCCUCAUCCUGCACCUCAUCCACAGAAUGAGCUCAUCGGAGAGCCGCAGGAAAGCCUUUGCCACCUGCUCCUCCCACGUGAGUGUAGUGCUGCUCUUCUUUGGUGCCACCAUCUACACCUGCAUGCUUCCCGAUUCCUACCGCACAGCUGAGCAGGACAUGAUGGUGUCAGCCUUUUAUACCAUCAUCACCCCUGUGCUGAACCCCCUCAUUUACAGCCUCCGGAAUAAGGAUGUCACAGGGGCUCUGCGGAGCAGGAUGCAGUCAGGGCUGAGCCUAAGGAAAGGUGUAAAGAGGAAAGCCUGA